AUGAAUGAGUUGGAAGCCAAACUCUUGAAGCGGCGGAGUGUUGUGGAGGAGUGUGGAGCAAAUUACGAGAGCGUACCAAGCAUUCGCAAAGAGGCUGACGAGGCUACAGCUGUGAGUGCAGCAGCAACACCUCUGAAAACGUGUGGUGCAGUGUUCAAGCGCACUCCGAGUUCGGGAGGUGGCGACUUUCAGGCCGCGAUCGAUCGGCGGCGAGCCACAGUCGAUGGUGAUGGCCAGACGUUCGAGAGCACGCCCACCACAAAGAUGGCUGAUGUGACCAGUUCUGCAUCGACACCGACUGGCGCCAGCCCUGCAGGCAUCAGACCUAGCUGCGGGGCGGUCGACUUCAAAAAGCGGAUUGACCAGCAGCGCGCUAGCGUGGACGGAGGUGCUGAGACCUUUGAGAGCAGGCCAACGGAGCACAGUGCCGAUGCGGGAUUGGCGGUGCCCAGUCCCAGCAAAAGCUCCGGCCAGGUUUUCGAAAGCACGCCGGAGAAGACGACGGCGGAUUGCGUCUCCAGCAUUCGCAGUGCCAUGCAGCUGCCUGCGGCGCCAGAGCUGCAGCUGCCAGCAUCUACGGUCCAAGAGCUGGAGGAGCAGCAGGAAGAGGAUGAGGUUGGUGAUGAGGACGAGAUGGACUCUUGCCCAAGUCCGACUCAUUCCACUCAGGCGAAGGAGCCCAAGACAACUCUGUCCGCUUCAGACCGCCGUGUUUUGUGGCUGGUGGGCUUGGUCCACCCGCUACAAGACGCCUUUGAAAGCGACCAAUUUGCAGUGGCUGGCUGCAGUCCCGUAAGUCUUCGCCUGCGUGCGGACGGCCAUAAGUGCCACCUCGAGCUCAAAGGGCCUGAGGAUGCCUUUGGCUCUUACGAGGUAAAGCUUUUCGUUGGAAAAGGUUGGAAGAAAAAGGCUUUCAG
Messenger RNA from Symbiodinium pilosum, 917 nucleotides. The record is from the annotation of a GenBank genome assembly. NCBI's taxonomy places the organism in Eukaryota, Dinophyceae, Suessiales, Symbiodiniaceae.